Messenger RNA from Pelobates fuscus (common spadefoot toad), 3444 nucleotides. RefSeq names its product von Willebrand factor C domain containing 2 like (gene VWC2L). NCBI's taxonomy places the organism in Eukaryota, Metazoa, Chordata, Amphibia, Anura, Pelobatidae. Gene Ontology annotation, biological process: negative regulation of BMP signaling pathway. Gene Ontology annotation, molecular function: protein binding. Gene Ontology annotation, cellular component: AMPA glutamate receptor complex. Bases 1369 to 2037 code for a protein of 222 amino acids. The record is from RefSeq and is a predicted model, not a curated record. The transcript is spliced from 4 exons.
AGGUAUGCAGAAAGAAAUCUCUCUCCUCAUAUAAUAUUGAUAGUAGCAGAAAUUAGGGGGUGGAAGGGAUCGUAUAGAAAAAAAUAAUAUUGUCCCUCUUUUCACUAAUAUAAUUACCUGAAGCAGCAUUUGAGGGGUUAAAGAGGCAGGGGAAUGGAAAUGAAAGCGUGCCCCCAGCUACCUCCUGGGGGUUGUAUUGUACUUUCCAGUCCUUCCUAAUAAGCAUUUCAGUGUCAGUCCUCCUGCCCAAUGCUCUGGAUGGAGAGGGUGAUGUGCUGCUGGUCUGUCUGUGUCUCUGAAAGGUGCUGAGCAUUGCUGUGUGUGUCACUGUAUGAGAUUGUGCUGCUGCUGAUCGUUGCUAUGCUGCUGUGUGUCACAGUCAUUGCAGGGUAGUAAGCAGUGCUGCUGCUGCUUACCCUGUAUUCCCAUUCCCCCCUCUCCAUGGUGCUUAACAGCACUCAGCGCUGGAUCUCAUACUGCAGGCUGAACUCCUUGCUGCACAUCUUCCUGAUCAGAGAACACUGGCACUCUGUCCCUGGUGCUGAAUGAAGGGCAGGUGCUGCCUUGUCUGCUGUGUUGAAGUGCUUAUGGAGCUGGCAUGGUCAAGGAUGCUGAAGGCUGCACACUACAGAUCUUCCCAAGCUCCUGUUUGUCUAUGGCAAUGAUUCCUCCCUCCUCUGCGCUGAUAUGACAGUGAAAACAGUUUCUAACACUGCCCAUUGUAUUUUCAUGCUGCUGGCUGAGCAGAAGACUCUUCAAACCACCUCUUUUGAGAGGAUUUAUCCAAAAAGUUAUGCCUUUUUCUUCAUGUCUCCUCCUGAGCCACCUUUCUGCAUGUAAGAAGCUGCUAAAGCAACAUCUUUUUGUGAAAAGUGUACCAAGCUAUGUGUGUACUUCUUUGCUAUUACUGCUUUUGCUCUUGAAAUCUUAACACGCGAGCAUACACACGUACACCUCUAUACACAUACCUUCGCAACAAGCACCAUCUGCCAAAUAUUCUGGGAUAUACUGCAAGUGCAAGUCUGACUUCACCAUGAACCUACUGCUCAAGUGUGGAUUCAUUUUGGUGUGUUCGUGGUUUUUGGGCUCCAGUUAAGCCUGAUGAGGUUUGGUUGGAAAUCCUGGUAAAUGGUUUGGUGACUACAUAGAAUUUUGCUGUGUACUAUGGCAGGGAAGCUGGAAGGAAAAUCUACUUUUUCUACCUAAAAAUGGGUCCUUCUGGCACUUAGGAUGGGCUAAACUACAGACUUAACCUCUGGUGUAAAGUUGAUCUGUUUAACCUCAAAAGAUGAAACCCCAAUAGCCCACAUGGCUGCAGUUGGCUACAGUUCCUAGAGGAGUGGCGCACAGUGAGCGUGACUGUAGGGGAUGGCUCUUCAUAUAUCGGCAGCCUCCAUGAUUCUCUUGGCGAUCACGGCUUCAGCAUCCUCCGCUUCCAUCAAUCAGGAAGACUACCCUGCAGAUGAAGGAGAACAAGCCUCCAGCAAUGACAACUUGAUAUUUGAUGACUACAGGGGCAAAGGCUGUGUGGAUGACAGUGGCUUUGUGUACAAACUAGGGGAGAGAUUUUUCCCGGGCCAUUCUAACUGUCCUUGUAUUUGCACUGUAGAUGGGCCUGUUUGUGAUCAGCCAGAAUGCCCCAAAAUUCAUCCAAAAUGUACUAAAGUGGAAAACAAUGGAUGCUGUCCGGAAUGUAAGGAAGUGAAACAUUUUUGUGAAUAUCAUGGGAAAAAUUACAAAAUUCUGGAAGAAUUUAAGCCUUCUCCAUGUGAAUGGUGCAGGUGUGAACCAAGCAAUGAAGUCCACUGUGUGGUCGCAGACUGUGCCGUGCCGGAGUGCGUGAACCCUGUGUAUGAACCUGAACAGUGCUGCCCAGUUUGCAAGAAUGGUCCAAACUGCUUUGCGGGCACUACUAUCAUCCCAGCGGGCAUAGAAGUGAAAGUGGAUGAGUGUAACAUUUGCCAUUGCCACAAUGGAGACUGGUGGAAGCCGGCACAGUGCUCGAAGAGAGAAUGCCAUGGAAAGCAAACCCUAUAGACUCUACCGAACGAAUGGGUGGUGUGAGAACUAUGUCUACAAUUCAACCAUUGCCAAGUGAAAAGCUUUAAAGGGAUAAUACCUAAAGCUUUGUGGAUUUGUGUAGCAGUUAGGAUGCAGAAUGACACAGGAGGAACCCUUUUUAUGCAAGCAUCACACUAUCCUGGGAUUGCUGUGCACACAGAAGAGAACUUAAAAUUCAGAGCUCUGCAUCAAUUAUGUUCAUCUUUGCGACUGUUUCAGUUUUCUGAGAAGGUUUGACCAAAUGGAACGCUGGUUACACAGUGACACUGUGAAGGAAGCUUUGGUACCAUUCCAUUGAAUCUCGAGUUUACCUGACAAUCUUAUGUCUCCAUUGAGACUACAUUCAUGCCCUGUUAUUAGAUGUUGAUUUUGGUUGCCAUGGAGUUGUGUGUGUUUAGCCCAGCAUCAUCAACAAGACAAAAAAAAUGAAUAAAGGAAACGAGCAAUAGUUUUCAGGUUAUAAUAUGAUAGGUUAAUAUUAAUCCACAACACUGCUGCUAUAAAAGACCCAUUUACUGCCAAAGAAAGCCUAAAAUCAAUGCAUUUUAGGGACCUCUGGCAGCAAAACAAACGGGUUAAUUAUUUUUCUCUGAUCUCUGAUGCACAAUGUGUAAAAUAUUGAACAGAAAGAUAUGUGCACAAUCUUACAAAAUUAUUUCUCUUUGAGACAUUUGCCCUCUUCAGAACGAAAGUCGACCAAAAAAGAAAAUGAAAUCAAUGAGCACCAAAUGAGAGAGCAGUGGGUUGCAUCACUGACUACUCCACUACCAGCAACUUUAAACAUGUCAGUCCUAAAAGGCCAGUGUGAAGCCAUUUUGUUCUGAUAUUUUUCAGAAUGUCACUUAUCAAAGGAUGGAGUUAAGUAAAACAGCCUGGCUGAAAUGUUACAUUAAAAAAAAGAGAGAGAUUUUUCAAAUAUAGCAGCAGUUAACGAAAGGCAACCUCUGGCACUCUGGCUCUAGUGGACUAUAACUCCUAAUAUCCACAGCCAGUACACGAUGAUAGUGAACUGGAGAUCCAGAGGUUUCCUAACCUGGCAACAGUUUUGUUAUGUAUGUGUCACAGAAUUGCUGCUCAUGCCUCAUACAGUUCCAGAAUGUGCCAAAUCAAAUGUUGCAGCUGGAUCUUAGCAUAGAUAUUAUCUCAAUAUGUUUUUUCUUUUGUGUAUACUUUUUUGUCAGUUUAUUUUUAUGCUUCCUUCUCCAGCAGUGAAGGGUUAAAUGUAACAGGAUCCAUACAUGUCCAUCAGCUACUAAGUGUCAAAAUGCUGAAAGAAAAAAAAAGAAAAAAAAAAAAGAGUGUGCCUGAAAACUUGUGGGAAGCUAUCUCGUGUGCACCGAGAUAUAUAUAUUGUGUGCACUUCUACACAAUAAUAAUAUUUGA